UAAUGUAAAUGUUAUUUUACGCCAGCUCCACACUGUAGCAGCAAACGGAAACAUGCCAUACAGAAUGUGUACAUUGCGCAGUUAGUAUGAGUCAUUUUAUUUACCGCAAUGAAAAUCCAGCAAUGUAUAUCGUUGCCGCUAAAGUUUGGCAAAUUUGCUGACGUCAGUGUGGAGCCGGCUUAAAAUAAUAAACUUUGAUUUGGAUGGAAAUCUACAAAACAAACUUUUAUAUUUAUUGUCAAGUAAGCCCUCCAAAGAUAAUUAUAAUACACUUAGGUACGUUUUAAAGCCUUCGUUGUCCUGCAGUGGUGAACAUUUAAUAGUUAAAUUUUAGAUUUUACAGGAUUAACUUUUGUUUUCGUUCGAAUUAUAGAUGUCCACCAUGUUUUCCAACAAAGUCGUCCUGGUAACUGGGGCCAGUUCAGGCAUUGGAGCAGAAACAGCUCAGCAGUUCUCCAAAUUAGAUGCACUCCUAGUGUUGACUGGCAGGAACAAAGAGAACCUAAAAAAUGUUGCUGAUCGAUGCCAAGAAAUCUCACCACAGAAAUUACAACCUUUCAUUGUUAUUGCUGAUAUGAAUAAAGAAAGUGACAUUGAGAAUAUUAUAAAACUGACUCUAGAAAAAUACAAUAAACUUGAUGUUCUUGUAAAUAAUGCUGGAGUAUUAGAAUCUGGUACUAUUGAGACUACCUCCUUAGCACAGUAUGACAGGGUUAUAAACACAAAUGUCCGAGGUCCUUAUUAUCUGACUAUGCUUGCUACACCUCAUCUUAUAUCAACAAAAGGAAAUAUUGUGAAUGUUUCCAGUGUUACUGGCCUAAGGUCGUUCCCUAAUGUUCUUGCAUAUUGCAUGUCAAAAUCAGCUUUGGAUCAGUUUACAAGAUGUGUUGCCCUGGAAUUGGCCGUAAAAGGAGUUCGAGUCAAUGCCGUCAAUCCAGGUGUGAUAACUACAGGGUUACAUAUGAAAGGAGAGGGUAGUAUGAAUGAGCAAGAAUAUGAAGCAUUCUUGCAAAAAUGUGCAGAGACACAUGCUCUGAGAAGACCAGGUGAUGCUAAAGAAGUUGCUAAUGUUAUUACAUUUUUAUCCAGUGAUGCAGCAAGCAAUAUCACAGGUGCAACUAUUCCUGUUGAUGGAGGUCGCCAUGCUAUGUGCCCCCGCUAAUACAUCUUUGUUUUUGAUUCUAUAUAAAAAAACAUUUUCUAUGAAAUAAACGAUUUGGAUAGAUAUAUACAUAACAGAAGCAAAACCUUUACAGAUAAGAAAGGCACAUUCUACCUUGAUAUUGGACAGCUAGGGGAUAAUGAUUAUCAAUGAUCAAUUCAUGUAAACAUUCCAUUCCCUACCUCUCUCUUUUUUGAGAAGUAUGUUUUCACUUGGUUAAGUUGAUUUUAGUAUGAAGACUAUGUGUGUGAUGUAUUGCCUGUGACUGUGAUGGUUGUUUUAUAAAAUUGAAAAAAUCUACAGUAAUGUUGAAAAGUAUAAAAAAUUAAAUUGAUAGUUUUACAAAUCUC
Molecule: messenger RNA, 1512 nt
Organism: Plodia interpunctella (Indianmeal moth)
Lineage: Eukaryota; Metazoa; Arthropoda; Insecta; Lepidoptera; Pyralidae
Product: 3-oxoacyl-[acyl-carrier-protein] reductase FabG-like
Exons: 2
Coding region: 374-1162 (262 amino acids)
Molecular function (GO): oxidoreductase activity
Source: RefSeq, a predicted model, not a curated record